This is a messenger RNA of Megalops cyprinoides (Indo-Pacific tarpon), 3332 nucleotides long. RefSeq names its product calsyntenin-1-like. Gene Ontology annotation, biological process: positive regulation of synapse assembly; positive regulation of synaptic transmission; homophilic cell-cell adhesion. Gene Ontology annotation, molecular function: X11-like protein binding; kinesin binding; calcium ion binding. The coding region runs from base 198 to 3131 and encodes 977 amino acids. The record is from RefSeq and is a predicted model, not a curated record. Lineage: Eukaryota; Metazoa; Chordata; Actinopteri; Elopiformes; Megalopidae. The transcript is spliced from 19 exons. Gene Ontology annotation, cellular component: cell surface; postsynaptic membrane.
ACAGCUGCAAAACUGCGAGAGAGGGCUGAUUGAGGGGAAUAGCAAAGCGGCGGCGGUGGCGGCAGCCAUCUUAGAUCCAUCGCGCUAACCGAGAAUUCAUUUUCUGGAUUUUUUUUUUUAUACUGAGUGAAAAAUAUUUUUGUAUCGGCUAGAAACAAAAACAGCGUCAGUUUGUUUUGCUUCGUUUAAAAAGCGGCAUGUAUUUCCGACGGCAUAAACUACCCGCAUCCAUAGUCGGACUGGUCCUUGGACUAUUAUGUGCGGUUGAAGCUGCGAAAGUCAAUAAGCAUAAACCCUGGAUUGAGACUACGUAUCAUGGCAUUGUAACAGAAAAUGAUGACAAAGUCCUCCUGGACCCUCCCUUGAUAGCCCUGGAUAAAGACGCCCCUCUGCGCUAUGCGGAGAGUUUUGAGGUGACCGUCACCAAAGAAGGUGAGAUAUGCGGCUUCAGGAUUCACGGGCAGAACGUCCCGUUUGAGGCGGUGGUGCUGGACAAGUCCACCGGCGAGGGGGUCAUCCGGGCCAAGGACAAGCUGGACUGCGAGCUGCAGAAGGAGCACACCUUCACCAUCCAGGCCUACGACUGUGGGGAGGGCCCCGACGGAGCCAACAUGAAGAAGUCCCACAAGGCCACCGUCCACAUCCAGGUGAAUGACAUCAACGAGUACUCGCCGGUGUUCAAGGAGAAGUCAUACAAGGCCACCAUCAUCGAGGGAAAGACCUACGACAGCAUCCUGAAGGUGGAUGCGGUGGAUGCGGACUGCUCCUUCCAGUUCAGCCAGAUCUGCAGCUAUGAAAUCGUCACCCCCGACGUCCCCUUCACCAUCGACAAGGAUGGCUACAUAAAGAACACAGAAAAACUGAACUACAGCAAAGAGCGAAUGUACAAGCUGACGGUGACGGCCUACGACUGUGGAAAGAACCGCGCCUCCGAGGACGUCCUCGUCAAGAUCAGCAUCAAACCUACCUGCAAACCUGGCUGGCAAGGGUGGAGCAAGAGAAUGGAGUAUGAGCCUGGCACUGGAAGCCUGGCCCUGUUUCCCAGCAUGCACUUGGAGACCUGCGAGGAGCCAAUCACCUCCAUCCAGGCCAGCAUUGAGCUGGAGACCAGUCACAUUGGAAAGGGCUGUGACAGAGACACAUACUCGGAGAAAUCACUACACAGGCUGUGUGGUGCCAGCGCAGGGACAGUGGAGCUGCUGCCUGCCCCCAGCAGCUCCUCCAACUGGACGGUGGGUCUGCCCACGGACAACGGCCACGACAGCGACCAGGUGUUCGAGUUCAACGGCACGCAGGCUAUCAAGGUCCCCGAGGGCCUGGUGAAGACCAGCUUGAGCGAGCCCUUCACCAUCUCUGUGUGGAUGCGGCACGGCCCUGGGGCCAGGGAGAAGGAGACCGUCCUCUGCAACUCUGACAAGACAGAGAUGAACCGCCACCAUUACUCCCUCUAUGUGCACAACUGCCGCCUGGUGUUCCUCCUGCGGCAGGACCCCGCCGAGUCGGAGAACUACAAGCCGGCCGAGUUCCACUGGAAGCUGGACCAGGUGUGUGACAAAGAGUGGCACCACUAUGUGCUGAACGUUGAGUUCCCCACUGUGGCCCUGUACGUGGAUGGUGCGACCUUUGAACCCUUCCUGGUGACCGAGGACUACCCUCUGCACGCUUCCAAAAUCGAAACCCAGCUCACAGUCGGAGCCUGCUGGCAAGACAAUUCAGGACAUGACAAUGACAAUGAGACAGUCUCUGAAUCCUUGACAGGGGGCAGCGCGCGCAUGUCACAGUUCUUCCGGGGAAACCUGGCCGGGCUCAUGAUCCGGUCCGGGAAGCUGGAGAGCAAGAAGGUGAUCGACUGCCUGUACACCUGCAAGGAGGGGCUGGAUGUGCAGCUGCCUGAGGAAGUGGCCACCGCCGUCAAGGUGCAGUUUAAUCCCAACCAGUCCUCUCUGACCCUGGAGGGGGAUGACAUUGAGAGCUUCGACAAGGUCAUGCAGCACAUCUCCUACCUCAACUCACGGCAGUUUCCCACGCCAGGCAUCCGACACCUCAGAGUCUCCACCACCGUCAAGUGCUUUAAUGAGGAGACGUGCAUCUCGGUGCCGGAUGCGGAGGGGUAUGUGAUGGUGCUGCAGCCCGAGGAGCCCAAGAUCAGCCUGAGCGGCAUCGACCACUUCGCCCGCGGCGCCCCCGAGUUCGAGAGCCCCGAGGGCGUGACCCUCUUCCCCGAGCUCCGCAUCGUCAGCACCAUCACCCGCGAGGUGGAGGCCGAGGCCGAGGCUGAGGGAGAGGACGACCCCACAGUGCAAGAGUCGGUGGUGUCAGAGGAGAUCGUGCACAACCUGGACACGUGCGAGGUGACGGUGGUCGGGGACGAUCUGGACGGCGAGCACGAGAGCAUAGAGGUGGACCUGGCCCAGGUGCAGCAACACGGCCUGGAGAUGAGCUCCUCCAACGUGGGCGUGAUCCUCACAGGUGUUAACACCAUGGCCAGCUACGAGGAAGUGCUGCACCUGAUCCGCUAUAGGAACUGGCACACAGAGGCCCUCUUUGACAGGAAGUUCAAGCUGGUCUGCUCCGAGCUCAACGGCCGCUACAUCAGCAAUGACUUCAAGGUUGAGGUGAAUGUGAUCCACACAGCCAGCCCCAUUGAGCACGCCAACAACGUCAUGAUGCAGCCACAGUUCAUCAACCCCAUGCAGCACGCCUCUGUGGACCUGUCUGGACACAACCUGGUCAACGCUCACCAGGCCUCAGUGGUCCCUAGCGCCGCCACCAUCGUCAUCGUGGUGUGCGUCAGCUUCCUGGUGUUCAUGAUCAUCCUGGGAGUGUUCCGCAUCCGCGCCGCCCACCAGCGAUCCAUGAGGGACCAGGAGAACGGCAAGGAGAACGAGAUGGACUGGGACGACUCCGCCCUGACCAUCACGGUCAACCCCAUGGAGACGUACGAAGAUCAACACAGCAGUGAGGAUGAGGAGGAAGAAGAGGAGGAGAGUGAGGACGGGGAGGAAGAGGAUGACAUCACCAGCGCGGAGUCGGAGAGCAGCGAGGACGAGGGCGCCGGCGAGCCCGAGGACCAGCAGGGGACCAGCAGGCAGCAGCAGCUGGAGUGGGACGACUCCACACUCACCUACUGACCCAGCGUCCCACCAACACACACGCAUACACACGCGCGCGCACACACACACACACACACACACACACACAGGUGAACAGAUGUACACACAUGCCUGCACGCACACACACGCACAUCAGAACCAUUGGAGCAUUCCGUCUCCCUCCUAUGGCUUCCUUCAUUAGCACCCAUGGUGUAAAACAGAAAAAAAAGAAAAAAAAAA